AUGGUUUUGCUAAAGAGUACAAUUCCAGAUAGUUCAAGUUCAAGACCAACUACUCAAAGUUCAAUCCAAUCUUCCAAUGCUAGUCUUUCGAGGUUCAACAAGAGAAGUAAGAAGGAUUUCGUCGCUGUUGAUAGAACACCACCUGUACUAAGACAUUCUUCUGAUCAUUGUGAAAAUGCUGACCUGUUGUUUGGUAAUGCAUUUGAUGACGAUGAAGAUGAUGAUGGUUCUUUCUUUGGUCCCUUUUCACCUCUUUUCCCAGAUAUGAAGAACGGUUUCAAAGGUACAAAUAUUCAAUUAGGUACAAACUCUGGUAGUUUAUCAGAUUUUUUGAAUGAUAUACCAAGUUCUUGUGUUGAGAUUGCAUAUCAAAAAUUAUCAUCCGGUUUACUUACAGGUCAAUCUAAAGAUUAUUUAGCAUUUUCAGAUUAUACUAAUUCAUCACAAUUAACUCCAUGUGCUAUAAAUUAUAAUGAAUUUUCUCCAAGAUCAAAAGCUGCAUUCCAUAGAGUUAAAGCUAUUGAAGAGAUUAUUGAAACUGAGGAAAGUUAUAUUAGUUGUUUGAAAAUGCUUGCAAAUACUUAUUUAGAAUCUUUAAUACUAAAAGGUAAUGAUGGAAUUCCAAUUAGAUUAAUUCAUGGCUAUACUGAAGUUUUAAUCUCAAAUCAUCAAAAUUUUUUAUCAGAGUUAAAAUCAAUUUUCCAAUUACCUUAUAAACACCUACAGGAAUGUGAUAAAACAAUUCAUAAUGAUGAUAAUAAUGAAUUAAAAUCAAGAAUAAAUGAAUUAGUUACAUGUGAUUCUCCAUUAAUGGCUGCAUUGGUUUGCAAACAUAUUACAACAAGUUCAAUUUCAUUAUUUAUUUAUCAAGAAUUUAGUAGUCUUCAUGAUUUAGUUUUAAAAUUAAUAAAUUCAAAAGAUUCUGACCCUGAAUUUGGGUUAACUUUAACAAAAGGUUAUCAAAAUUUCCUUGAAUCAACUCAAAUUGGUAAUAAUAGAAUGGAUUUAUCAUUUCAAUCAUUAAUUCAAAAACCAAUAUCACGUAUUGCUAAAUAUAAACUUUUUUUAGAAAAUUUAUUAAAAUUAACUUCAAUUCAAGAAGAUCCAUUUUGUCAUUCAUCAAUUGAAGAUUCUUUACAUAAAAUUGAUGAACAAAUUAAACAAAUUAAUAGAUAUGGUUUACAAGAAAAAUUUAAAGCAAAUUUAUUAUUUGAAAGUUUAAUUUUCAAUAAUAAAACAUUAAAAUUCCCAGUUGAAUAUUUAGGUUUACCAAUUUUAUCAGGUUCAUUACAUUGUUCAUGGGUUGGUAAAAAUAGACAAAUUUAUUCACAAAUUUUAGGUGCAUUUCUUUUUAAAACUCAUUUAGUAUUGGCGUAUAUUCAAAAAGAAUAUAAGUUUGAAGUUAAAUUUUUAAUACCGUUAUCAGUUUGUAAAAAAAUUGAUAUUAAUUCAAAUGAUGAUGAUGAUGGUAAUAAUAAUAAUUCAAAUAUGGGUGGUAUCAUGACAAAUUAUAAAAAUUCAUUCAAAUUAAUAUUUGAAUAUAAUUAUACACUCAUUGAAGUCUUAUGCUCAACAAGUGAUGAAUUCGAAAAUAAGAUUUGGAAGGAUAAAUUAGAUAUAUUAAUUAAUCAUGUUAAUGGACCAUAUAAAUUUGAUUAUUCUUCAUCAAACUCAAAUGAUGAAAAUGGUACAUAUUGUUCAUCAAUUAUACCACCUUUUACACUGCCAUUAGAUGCUAAAAUAAAUAAAUUCAAAUCCAUAAGGUUAAAAAAUGAUAAAAAUAAUAUUUUUAAUCAUUGUUAUUUUUCAGAUGUUAUAAUGAUUAAUAUUGAAUUAAUUAAUGAUGAAGAAAAUUCCAUAAAAUAUCCAUAUACAUAUAGAUCAAACUCUAAUGAAAAUUCAAGUACAACUGGAAUGAUUAUUCAAUUUAAAGAAAUUGAAAAAGCAAGGGUUGAAUAUUUAUUACAAGAUCUUUGGAGUGAUGAAUUAAUUUCAAAUGGAUUAGUUAAACGUAAAAAAACAAUUAAAAAUAAGUCUAACUCAACAUCAAGAAGAUAUCAUCAAGGUUCAUUAAGAAGUUUGAGAUCAUUUGGAUCAAGAAAUUUACAAACUGAUGAUUCAAUAAAUAAUGAUGAUGAUAAUACUACAUCAAAUAAAGAUUCAAUUUCAAGAACUACUACAAGAACUACUACAUCAAGUAAAAUUUCAAUAAUUCGAAAAACAUCUAUUGUUUUCGGUAGUGCUUUUAAAUCAAUCAUAAAUAGUGAUCAUUAA
Messenger RNA from Hansenula ciferrii, 2274 nucleotides. RefSeq names its product Rho guanine nucleotide exchange factor 9. The record is from RefSeq and is a predicted model, not a curated record. Gene Ontology annotation, cellular component: cytoplasm. Gene Ontology annotation, molecular function: guanyl-nucleotide exchange factor activity. NCBI's taxonomy places the organism in Eukaryota, Fungi, Ascomycota, Saccharomycetes, Phaffomycetales, Wickerhamomycetaceae. Bases 1 to 2274 code for a protein of 757 amino acids. Gene Ontology annotation, biological process: regulation of GTPase activity. The transcript has a single exon.